Ruditapes philippinarum (Manila clam) is the source of this 1196-nucleotide messenger RNA. RefSeq lists its product as uncharacterized. The transcript has 2 exons. The record is from RefSeq and is a predicted model, not a curated record. Bases 33 to 1124 code for a protein of 363 amino acids. Gene Ontology annotation, molecular function: protein binding. Lineage: Eukaryota; Metazoa; Mollusca; Bivalvia; Venerida; Veneridae.
GUUUUUGGAUCAAUUUAUACCAAACUUUUAAAAUGAAUUCUGACCAAACUUGUUCCAUAAUGUCUGUCAAAGUUAUUGUGGUGCUGUAUAUAAUGCUUGGAUUUGCGAGUUCUUUUCUUCUCGUGAAUUCAAGUGCUAACAUAGGAGCCAAUGAGUAUAGGGAUCUUAUUAGUCUAUUUGUCGAUGAGAAAAACGCAAGGCAUAUACUUGAAAACAGACUAGAUAAACUGGAACAAUUCAACCUAGCAGUUACUAAGGAGCUUCAGAAAGACAAGAAUAAUCGCCAGCAGUUAAUUGAUGAAAAUACAAAGAUAAUCAAAGAUUUGGAAAACGCUACGAAACAUCUGACAAUCUUACAGCAAGAGAAUGAUUUAUUAAAAGAAAAAUAUGUAAACCAAAGUUAUGUUGUAGAUGAAAUGUUAUCGAAACUUGUGAAUGUCAGUGUAACCUCUUCAGAGCUAUCAAAGCUGAAUGAAAAUUUGACAGACCAAUUUCAGAGUUUGUCGAACAGUCAGGAGCACCUAUUGAAGAAUUACCAUGUCUUACUUGACCAGUAUUUAGCUUUCACUAGCCAAGAUAAGGCCAAUUUUGUUGAAAAACAUGACUUUAACGAGGCUUUAAGUAGAGUUAAUAAAAGCUUACUGUAUGCGAAUGAAAGCAUUCACAACAUAACUCUGCAGACGUCGCUGAAUCGUGAAAAAAUAUUGAAAACAGAUAUUCAGCUUGGAUUCUCUUUGAGAGAAGUCGACAAAGCAGCCUCCAGAAAGAACCGGCUUAAAUUUGAGACUUCACUUUUUAACACAGACCACGUGUUCAACUUGUCAACCGGAGAAUUCGUCUGCACUCGAGCUGGUGUCUAUUUCUUUACAACGACAAUUGUACGUGAGCCUGGAAUACUUCAAUCUUACUGUGCCAUAGGUAUAACACGAAGGAAUACUAAUUAUAGUAUUUGGACACAGGCAACUAAUGGUCAAGCGAGCAGUACUUCUGGAUAUGCGUCUGGUACAACUUCACUCCUGUAUCAUCUUAAUGUUGGCGAUAAGGCGUUUCUGUAUGAAUGCAAUGGUAUAGAUCAUAUGUAUUGGACUUCGAGUUUUAGUGGGUUCCUAAUUUUUCCAGACUAAAGCUCAAGUAAUUAUCAAAUCGGAUUAAAGUAAAUGCUGAUAGAAAUACUGAAUAAAGAUAAGAUAAUUUGA